Molecule: messenger RNA, 1743 nt
Organism: Pyrgilauda ruficollis (rufous-necked snowfinch)
Lineage: Eukaryota; Metazoa; Chordata; Aves; Passeriformes; Passeridae
Product: cytochrome b-245 light chain
Exons: 7
Coding region: 376-924 (182 amino acids)
Biological process (GO): superoxide anion generation
Cellular component (GO): NADPH oxidase complex
Molecular function (GO): heme binding
Source: RefSeq, a predicted model, not a curated record
UGGUCUGUGCUGGUAACGCCCCACCCGCUUUCCGGGUCGGGACCGGCCGAGCGGAGCGGAACCGGGACAGCCGGGCCGGGCCCACCGGGAGCAGCCGAGCUUCAGCUGGCAGAACGAAGCAGAACGGGCCGAACCGGGCCGAGCAGAACCCUACCGGGCUGAGCCGAGCUGAGCCGAAUGCGACCGGGCUGAGCCGAACCGGACCGGGCCGGGAGUAGCCGAAGGCGCUCGGGCCGAGCCGAGCGGAGCCGGGGGCAGCCGAAGGCGCUCGGGCCGAGCCGAGCGGAGCCGGGAGCAGCCGAAGGCGCUCGGGCCGAGCCGAGCGAAGCCGGGGGCAGCCGAAGGCGCUCGGGCCGGCCGGUUGCGGCGCGGGCCAUGGGGCAGAUCGAGUGGGCCAUGUGGGCGAACGAGCAGGCGCUCGCCGCCGGGCUCAUCCUGCUGACGGGCGGGAUCGUGGCCGUGGCGGGGCAGUUCAAGGGCUGGUACUUCGCGGCGUAUUCCAUUGCGGCAGGUGUCCUGGUCUGCCUGCUCGAGUAUCCCAGGAGCAAACGGAAAAAGGGCUCCACCAUGGAGAGGUGCGGCCAGAAGUACCUGACAGCUGUGGUGAAGCUCCUGGGGCCCCUCACCAGGAAUUAUUACAUCCGAGCCGUUCUCCACGCUGCCCUGGCUGUCCCUGCUGGAUUCCUCCUCUCCACCAUCCUGGGCACCGUCUGCCUGGGCAUUGCCAGUGGCAUCUACCUGCUGGCUGCAGUUCGAGGGGAGGAGUGGAGACCCAUCGAGCAGAAGCCCCGGGAGCGGCCACAAGUGGGGGGCACCAUCAAGCAGCCCCCCAGCAACCCCCCGCCCCGGCCCCCCCCCGACGCCCGCAAGAAGCAGCCGGAGGUGGGGGGGCAGGUGAACCCCAUCCCCGUGGAGGUGGAAUAAUGGGGGAUCCUCCUGCCCUGCUCCUGCUCCUGCUUCUCAGCCACUCCUGGGUCUGCUGCAGCCAUCGGGCUCCUGGGGGUCCCCAGAAGCCCGGGGGUGCUGAGCUGCUUGCUGUGGGUCCCCAGCUCCUGGUGAUGCUCAGAUCCCUGGGAUCAUCAGUUCCCCUGGGCUCCCCAAGGGAUUCCCAAAUCCCCAGUGAUGCUCUGGGGUCCCCAGCUCUCCUGGGGAUCCCCAAAUCCCCUAUGAUGCUCAGCUCCUUGUAGGAUUUCCAUCUCCAUGUAGGAUCUCCAUCUCCUGGGGAUCCCCAAAUCCCCUAAGAUGCUCAGCUCCCAAAUUUGCAGCGAUGUGAUGUUCCCUGUGGGGUUUCCAGCCCUCAGGGACUUCCCAACUUCUGGAGAGUCUCAAAUCCCUGGGGCUGCUCAACUCCCUAUGGGGUCUCCAGCUCCCAGGAGCUCCCCAGCUGCUGGACCUCCCCAAAUCCCCAAGAAUGUUCAGCUUUCUGUGGGGUCUGCAGCCCCCAAGGCCUUCCCAGCUCCUAAGGAUCCCCCAAAUCCUUGGGGAUUCUCAGCUCCCUGUGAGUCUCCUGCUUCCAGGGGCUUCUCAACUCCUGGGAAAUCCCAAAUCCCUGGGCAUGCUCAGCUCCCUGAGGGUCCCAGCUCUCCAAGCACCCCCCAGUUCCCUGGGGGAUCCCCAAAUCCCUGUGGAACUCCAUCUCUCAGGGAAUCCCCAGCUCCCAGGGGGAUCAGGCAGCUCUGCUCCCGCUCUCCCUGGUUUUUGUCAUUUUUGCAGUUGCUGUUGCAAUAAAAAGUGGGAAAGGCA